This is a messenger RNA of Talpa occidentalis (Iberian mole), 2443 nucleotides long. RefSeq names its product beta-secretase 2 (gene BACE2). Gene Ontology annotation, cellular component: endosome; trans-Golgi network; membrane. The transcript has 9 exons. Gene Ontology annotation, molecular function: aspartic-type endopeptidase activity. Bases 1 to 1557 code for a protein of 518 amino acids. NCBI's taxonomy places the organism in Eukaryota, Metazoa, Chordata, Mammalia, Eulipotyphla, Talpidae. Gene Ontology annotation, biological process: membrane protein ectodomain proteolysis; amyloid-beta metabolic process. The record is from RefSeq and is a predicted model, not a curated record.
AUGGACGCGCUGGCCCGGGCGCUGCUGCUGCCGCUGCUGGCCCAGUGGGUCCUGCGCGCGGCGCCGGCGCUGGCCCCCGCGCCCUUCGCGCUGCCCCUCCGGGUGGCCGCGGCCGCCAGCCGCGGAGCCGCGUCUCCUCCCGGGCCCGGGGCCCCCGAUGCGCCCCGCGCCGCGCCGCGCGCCGACGGCCUGGCGCUCGCCUUGGAGCCCGCGGGGGGCUCGGUCAACUUCCUGGCCAUGGUGGACAACCUGCAGGGCGACUCCGGCCGCGGCUACUACCUGGAGAUGCUGAUCGGGACGCCCCCGCAGAAGCUGCAGAUCCUGGUGGACACCGGAAGCAGUAACUUCGCAGUGGCGGGCGCCCCGGACGCCUUCAUCGACUCCUACUUCGACGCCGACCGGUCCAGCACCUACCACCCCAAGGGCUUCGACGUCACGGUGAAGUACACGCAGGGCAGCUGGACCGGCUCGGUGGGGGAGGACGUGGUCACCAUCCCGAAGGGCCUCAACAGCUCUUUUCUUGUCAACAUCGCCACGAUUUUUGAGUCAGAGAAUUUCUUCUUGCCUGGGAUCAAAUGGAAUGGGAUCCUCGGGCUUGCUUACGCCACCUUGGCCAAGCCGUCAAGUUCCCUGGAGACUUUCUUCGACUCCCUGGUGGCCCAGGCGGGGAUCCCCGACCUGUUCUCCAUGCAGAUGUGCGGGGCAGGCUUGCCCGUGGCCGGAUCCGGUACCAACGGAGGUAGUCUUGUCCUGGGCGGAAUUGAGCGGAGCCUGUACAAGGGAGACAUCUGGUACACCCCCAUUAAGGAGGAGUGGUACUAUCAGAUAGAAAUUCUGAAGCUGGAGAUCGGAGGCCAGACCCUUAAUCUGGACUGCAGAGAGUACAACGCGGACAAGGCCAUCGUGGACAGCGGCACCACGCUGCUGCGCCUGCCCCAGAAGGUGUUCGACGCGGUGGUGGAAGCCGUGGCCCGCACGUCGCUGAUUCCAGAAUUCUCGGAUGGUUUCUGGAUGGGGUCCCAGCUGGCAUGCUGGACGAAUUCUGAAACCCCGUGGUCCUACUUCCCUAAGAUCUCCAUCUACCUGCGAGACGAGAACUCCAGCAGGUCCUUCCGCAUCACCAUCCUGCCUCAGCUCUACAUCCAGCCCGUGACGGUGGCCAGCCUGAGCUACGAGUGCUACCGCUUCGGCAUCUCGCCCUCGGCCAACGCGCUGGUGAUCGGCGCCACGGUGAUGGAGGGCUUCUACGUGGUCUUCGACAGAGCGCGGAAGAGGGUGGGCUUCGCGGCCAGCCCCUGUGCAGAAAUUGCAGGUGCUCCCGUGUCGGAAAUUUCCGGGCCCUUUUCAACAGAGGACCUGGCCAGCAACUGCGUGCCCACCCUGCCUCUGCACGGGCCCGUGCUGUGGAUCAUCUCCUACGCGCUGAUGAGCGUGUGCGGGGUCAUCCUCCUGGUCUUAAUCAUCCUGCUGCUGCUUCCGUCGCGGUGCCGGCACCUCCCCCGGGACCCCGAGGUUGUCAAUGAUGAGUCCUCUCUCGUCCGGCAUCGCUGGAAGUGAAGAGCUGCGCCUGGGCGUGGGCGACCGUGAACUCAGCCGUGGAGCCGGCUCAGUGUCACGAGCAGCAGGCGGGGUUAUGAGGCGAGGCUCCCACCUGGGUCCGCUCGUCUCACGCCUCCGUUCUGCUCCCGGCUGCCUUCCAGAUUCACUGUAUUUUGAUUCUUGAUUUAAAACUUCUUCUUUUUCCCUACGUCCAAGAAAAAUGACAAUAAAAAGAACCUCAUUCUCAACAAAAACAGAGUGAAUGGGCUUCGGGCUGUAUGUAGCUGGUUUGGCCUCACUCUCCAGGCUUGGCACCAAAACAGGGGCCCCGGCCAACCCAGCCCUCUCCUUGCGUCUCUGGAGAAAUGAGUGUUUAGAGCUUGUGAUUCUGCUUAGUUCCUUCAUGGGAAGCUUUUUGUAUUAAUCGCGUGUAAGGAUAUUUUGUACUGACCUCACCCUGGGUCAGAGCGGUCCAAGAAGUUUCGAGACAUGACGGCAGGAGCAGCCGCCGGGGCUGAUGCCGUGACCACCGGCCCUGUUCUGGGCCAGACACCGCUCGGGCCCCUGGUGGCCGAGUCCACUGGGUGGAGCUCAUCGCCGGGCGGCCUUCGCAGCCUCUCCGGAGCCAGCAAGCCUCGUCCACCGCCCCGGAGCGCGCCCGACGCGUCCUCAGCAGGGCGGGCAUCGUGUACGACGCUACCUCGUGGAGACGCCACGCCGGCUCCGUGCCCGUGGGGUGCAGGCCCUGGCUCCCGCGGGGCCCGCACCUGAAGGGUCCAGCCUCCAGCAGGUGAGACGUGACAUGUGCUGAAGGGCACCUGGGCCGGAGAAGCCGCGCCCCGCACCCCCGGGGACGGUCACUGCCCUGAUUCUUACUGGAAAUCAAUAAACACUGUUUUAAGGA